This is a messenger RNA of Salvelinus namaycush (lake trout), 2571 nucleotides long. Its product is annotated as extensin-like. The coding region runs from base 1 to 2571 and encodes 856 amino acids. NCBI's taxonomy places the organism in Eukaryota, Metazoa, Chordata, Actinopteri, Salmoniformes, Salmonidae. The transcript has a single exon. The record is from RefSeq and is a predicted model, not a curated record.
AUGGGCCAAUACCACCCUCCCAAGGGCCAAUACCACCCAAGGGCCAAUACCUCCUAUGGGCCAAUACCACCCUCCCAAGGGCCAAUACCACCCUCCCAUGGGCCAAUACCACACUUCCAAGGGCCAAUACCUCCCUCCCAUGGGCCAAUACCUCCCUCCCAAGGGCCAAUACCUCCCAUGGGCCAAUACCACCCUCCCAAUGGACAAUACCACCCUCCCAUGGACCAAUACCUCCCUCCCAAGGGCCAAUACCACCUUCCCAAGCGCCAAUACCUCCCUCCCAUGGGCCUAUACCUCCCUCCUAAGGGCCAAUACCACCCUCCCAUGGGCCAAUACCUCCCUCCCAAGGGCCAAUACCACCCUCCCAUGGGCCAAUACCUCCCUCCCAAGGGCCAAUACCACCCUCCCAAGGGCCAAUACCACCCUCCCAUGGGCCAAUACCACCCUCCCAAGGGCCAAUACAUACCUCCCUCCCAUGGGCCAAUACCUCCCUCCCAUGGGCCAAUACCUCCCUCCCAAGGGCCAAUACCUCCCUCCCAAGGGCCAAUACCUCGUCAAGGGCCAAUACCUCCCAAGGGCCAAUACCACCCUCCCAUGGGCCAAUACCACCCUCCCAAGGGCCAAUACCUCCCAAGGGCCAAUACCACCCUCCCAAGGGCCAAUACCUCGUCAUGGGCCAAUACCUCCCAAGGGCCAAUACCACCCUCCCAAGGGCCAAUACCACCCUCCCAAGGGCCAAUACCUCCCAAGGGCCAAUACCACCCUCCCAAGGGCCAAUACCACCCUCCCAAGGGCCAAUACCUCGUCAAGGGCCAAUACCUCCCAAGGGCCAAUACCACCCUCCCAAGGGCCAAUACCUCCCUCCCAUGGGCCAAUACCUCCCUCCCAAGGGCCAAUACCUCCCUCCCAAGGGCCAAUACCUCCCAAGGGCCAAUACCACCCUCCCAUGGGCCAAUACCACCCUCCCAAGGGCCAAUACCUCCCAAGGGCCAAUACCACCCUCCCAAGGGCCAAUACCUCGUCAUGGGCCAAUACCUCCCAAGGGCCAAUACCACCCUCCCAAGGGCCAAUACCUCCCAAGGGCCAAUACCACCAUCCCAAGGGCCAAUACCACCCUCCCAAGGGCCAAUACCACCCACCCAAGGGCCAAUACCUCGUCAAGGGCCAAUACCUCCCAAGGGCCAAUACCACCCUCCCAAGGGCCAAUACCACCCUCCCAAGGGCCAAUACCACCCUCCCAUGGGCCAAUACCACCCUCCCAAGGGCCAAUACCACCCUCCCAAGGGCCAAUACCACCCUCCCAAGGGCCAAUACCUUGUCAAGGGCCAAUACCACCCUCCCAAGGGCCAAUACCACCCUCCCAAGGGCCAAUACCACCCUCCCAAGGGCCAAUACCACCCUCCCAUGGGCCAAUACCUCGUCAAGGGCCAAUACCUCCCAAGGGCCAAUACCACCCUCCCAUGGGCCAAUACCACCCUCCCAAGGGCCCAAUACCUCCCAAGGGCCAAUACCACCCUCCCAAGGGCCAAUACCUCCCAAGGGCCAAUACCACCCUCCCAAGGGCCAAUACCUCGUCAAGGGCCAAUACCUCGUCAAGGGCCAAUACCACCCUCCCAAGGGCCAAUACCACCCUCCCAAGGGCCAAUACAUACCUCCCUCCCAUGGGCCAAUACCUCCCUCCCAUGGGCCAAUACCUCCCUCCCAUGGGCCAAUACCUCCCUCCCAAGGGCCAAUACCUCCCAAGGGCCAAUACCACCCUCCCAUGGGCCAACACCACCCUCCCAAGGGCCAAUACCUCCCAAGGGCCAAUACCACCCUCCCAAGGGCCAAUACGUCGUCAUGGGCCAAUACCUCCCAAGGGCCAAUACCACCCUCCCAAGGGCCAAUACCUCCCAAGGGCCAAUACCACCCUCCCAAGGGCCAAUACCACCCUCCCAAGGGCCAAUACCUCGUCAAGGGCCAAUACCUCCCAAGGGCCAAUACCACCCUCCCAAGGGCCAAUACCACCCUCCCAAGGGCCAAUAUCACCCUCCCAUGGGCCAAUACCACCCUCCCAAGGGCCAAUAUCACCCUCCCAAGGGCCAAUACCACCCUCCCAUGGGCCAAUACCACCCUCCCAAGGGCCAAUACCACCCUCCCAAGGGCCAAUACCUCGUCAAGGGCCAAUACCUCCCAAGGGCCAAUACCACCCUCCCAAGGGCCAAUACCACCCUCCCAAGGGCCAAUACCUCCCAAGGGCCAAUACCACCCUCCCAUGGGCCAACACCACCCUCCCAAGGGCCAAUACCACCCUCCCAAGGGCCAAUACCUCGUCAAGGGCCAAUACCUCCCGAGGGCCAAUACCACCCUCCCAAGGGCCAAUACCACCCUCCCAAGGGCCAAUACCACCCUCCUAAGGGCCAAUACCACCCUCCCAGGGAUCAAUCUCCUUCCCAGGGAGCAAUACCUCCCUCCCAGGGCCAGGAGCCACAAUGGAUUCACUACCAGAGGCCACAGUUGUACAGCUGGGAGAGGAGAAACCCCCACUGUGAUGGACCACUCCUCCCUAACCUACCCAAGUCCUGGCCUUAA